GUCGCCCGGGGAGCGCGCCUCGCCGCGCGCGCCCCUGCCCGCGCCCGCGGCGCGUCCCCGCCCCGGUACAGCCCCUCCUCCCCGCUGUGUUUAUUAGGGGAAGGAGGGCGGAGGCGGAGGCCAGUUCCCUAGCUCCAGCCGCCGUCGCCGUCGCCUGUGCAGUCGCAGCUGCGGCCGUCUCCCGCCAGCUCGCUCCGGGGAAAGAGAACGCGCGCGAGCUCGGGCGUCUCCGCCCCAGCCUUUCCCAGAGCCAUGAAUCCCAACUGCGCCCGGUGCGGCAAGAUCGUGUACCCCACGGAGAAGGUGAACUGUCUGGAUAAGUUCUGGCAUAAAGCAUGCUUCCACUGCGAGACCUGCAAGAUGACACUCAACAUGAAGAACUACAAGGGCUAUGAGAAGACGCCCUACUGCAACGCACACUACCCCAAGCAGUCCUUCACCAUGGUGGCCGACACCCCGGAAAACCUCCGCCUCAAGCAACAGAGUGAGCUCCAGAGUCAGGUGCGCUACAAGGAGGAGUUUGAGAAGAACAAGGGCAAAGGCUUCAGCGUGGUGGCAGACACACCUGAACUCCAGAGAAUCAAGAAGACCCAGGACCAGAUCAGUAACAUAAAAUACCACGAGGAGUUUGAGAAGAGCCGCAUGGGCCCCAGCGGGGGUGAGGGCCUGGAGCCGGAGCGCCGAGAUCCCCAGGACGCCAGCUAUCGGCGGCCCCAGGAGCAGCAGCCCCACCACAUCCCGACCAGCACCCCAGUUUACCAGCAGCCCCAGCAGCCGCAGGCAGCCCAGUCCUAUGGUGGCUACAAAGAGCCGGCAGCCCCUGUCUCCAUACAGCGCAGCGCCCCAGGCGGGGGCGGGAAGCGGUACCGCGCCGUGUAUGACUACAGUGCUGCCGACGAGGACGAAGUCUCCUUCCAGGAUGGGGACACCAUCGUCAACGUGCAGCAGAUCGACGACGGCUGGAUGUACGGGACCGUGGAGCGCACCGGCGACACGGGGAUGCUGCCGGCCAACUAUGUGGAGGCCAUCUGAGCCCGUCGGGCACCGCCCGCCCCCAUCUGUCUUCAGUGCAUUCCACGGCAUCGCAUCCGUCCUGGGUGUGACCUGUCCACCCUUCGGUGUCUCUUUUUUUUUAAAAUCUGCGAAAGCUUGUUUAUUCUCUCCCUCUUCCAGCUUCUUUUGCCAACCGAAGCCUUGUUCUGCCACUUUCGCGGCUCCUUCCUCUGGCAGGUUUUCCCCUUGACCAACGUCUUGAUUUUCUCUAUGGAUGGAACAGGUGUGGACCGCUCUGGGGGAGGCCAGGGCCCGUGGGGCUGGACCCGUCGGCUCCUGGGCCUCUGCCUUCUCUCUUUUCUGCCCCCUCAGCCACUCCUGCCCACCUCCUCACACACCCAAACAUUCCAGGGUUGGGGUGAUCCCCAGACCCCUAGGACUCCCAGGGGAGGGGCUCCACACAUUCCCUUCCCGAGGUACCGCACCGCCCUUGCCUCCAGAAUGGGGAUGGGGAUGGAGAGCGUGCUGCCGUUGUGCAGGAACCGGUGAGAUGGGCUUUGCCUCUGCUUCUCUAAGAUGGGGCUGCUGGCCCUCCAAGGGGUCCCCUCACCACCCCCUGCCCCACUCAAGGGCAACAGAGGAGGGUAAAGUUCCUGCGUUGGGAUUCAUUCUUCCCUCCCCACAUGGUUCCUUUCCACACUGUGAUUUUGCUCUCCUGCCCACCCAGGCGUGGUGUGGGCGAGGAGCUCCCCAGAAGCUCCGCUUGGGUCCGGUUCUCGCCUUUCUUACUUUAGGGACAGCUGCAGGAAGGAGGGGAACGGGGUGUUCUCUCCACAGCCCCUUGCCCUCACGCCCACCCCAGUCUCCAGGAUCCCUGGUUUGCCUCCCUGUGAAAGGCGGGGCCAGGAAGCCCCGAGCCUCUCGGCCCGUGCAGCCCAGCCCCUGAGAUCUGGUGAGACGGGCCGCUCCUCCCGGGAAGGUGUCUCUGGGCCUUCUGUGGCCUCUCCCCCACCCCACCCCAUCCCACCCCAGGUGGACUGGACUGUGCGAAGCCUCAGGCCCCUCUGUGUCUCCAGGACGUCGUUGGAGGAGAAGGAGCGUGUGUCUGUGUCAGGCGCGUGUGAGUGUGAGUGCAAGAGAAGCGGGCAGGGUGCAGGCUUACGUUAGGCUGCACCGCGCUGUCCUCCCCGAUAUUGUCCUCAAAACCCGCCGUGAGCGGGGAGAACCCUGGGGGAGAGGUGGUCCUUAUGUUUUCUUUGGAGUGAAAAUCUCUCCUUUCCUUCUGUCCCCCCAUGGAGGAAGCCCACCAUCGCCCUUUCCAGGGUGCCAGGCUUAAGUAAGGGGGAUGUGUGUACUCGGUGGCGGUUGAUGUGGGGGCCUGUAGCUUGCUGGGGGAGAGGUGGGGAGAAGGCUUCAUGGCUCCAGGCAUCUUCUCUUCCCCCAUCUCUGUGUCCUGUCCCGUUGCUGAGUAAGGGGCCAGGGGACCCUGUGUCACCCGCACUGUAUUCUCUGCCCCGAGGCGCGCUCCUCGUUUACCUAAAGUCUUCUUGAAGCAGGGGGAGAGGGUCCCAGGGCUACAAAACUGGAAGCACAGACCCGGGUUGAGGAAGGGAAAGAUGGUGCUAUCUCCAAGUCCCUUCUCUCGCUCGUUGGUGGCUGUGACGACCCUUGCCUGGACUUUCAUCUCUGGACUUUCUUGUCACCCUUCUGGGUCUCCCCCUCCCAUCUUCACCCCGAGCCCACUGACUCAGGCCACUCUGUUGACAUCUUUGCAUCCUGAUGCCCUGCAGGCAUAUGUAACAUCAAGUCCUCACUGCUUGUGAGUUGACUUGGGAAUAUUUACCCCAAAUCAGAGGCUUGAGCCCCUGCCUGACCAAUCCCUUUCCCUCCUUGGCUGCAGCCGAGGUGAGGACAGGUGGAGUGUCUUAUAUUGGGCAGCUUGGGGGAUGAGGGAGGCAGAGAGGGAACAAUUUUGGGAGCCUGCGAGUCGGCACUGGUCCAUCCUGUUUCCUCUUGAUCUCAAAGCACAAUGUAGAUUCUGGGGCCAAAUGUCAGAGACACAUCCUGUUGGAGAACCUGCGGUUGGCAGGGUGGUGAGAGUGUGGGAGGAGGGCCUGCAGGAGCAAGGAGUGGCCUGUUUUCAUUCAGCUUAAUUUUCCUUCCAAAACAAGGCAAGCCAGCCACUGGAAUCUUGCUGUCAGUCCUCUGCUCCUCCCAUCCUAAAAAUAAGGGACCUUUUCUUACACACCCCCAGAGAGAGGAGGGACUGUCACACUGGUGCUGAGGGACCUGGGACUGCUGGGAGUCCUUAUUCCUUUCCAGAACCAUCCAUCCCUAGACGAGCACAGAACCUGAAGCUGGGCCGAGUCCCUGGUCUUUUCUUACAGUUCACAGAGGGUUUUUUUUAGCCAAUCUAAUCCCGGGAAAGAAGAUGCAGCAAAGCUAGAAUGUGAAUAUAACUUUAGUGGACCAGUAAUGAAAUGCAAGAAGCCCAAUGGUGAGAAAGGUGAAUUCUUUCAAUAUUGCUUCCUGUUUUCUUCCUCCUGUCCCUCCAGGGAAAACUACUUUACUGCUUAAUUUCUGCCUUUUUCCCCUCACAUAUGCACUUUUGGGCCUUUUUUUUAAUAGCUGGAAAAAAAAAUACCACCCCACAAAGCUGUAUUUAAAAAGAAACAGAAAUGACCAUGUGAAAUUUGCCUCUGUCCAAACAUUUCAUCCGUGUGUGUGUGUGUGUGAGAGAGAGAGAGAGAGAGAAAAGCCAUCCGUUCAUCUUUUUACAUGGGGUGAUUGUCUUUUCUUGGUCUGUUUUGGUCCCCUCCCUCAUGGGCUUGUGCUUGGGAUCAAAUCUUUCUGGCCUGUUAUGAUUUUAAACAUUUGACUUGGACCACAAGUGAAUCCUUCUCCUGGUGACUCAAAUAAAAGUAUAAUUUUUACCUGCA
Molecule: messenger RNA, 3932 nt
Organism: Hippopotamus amphibius kiboko
Lineage: Eukaryota; Metazoa; Chordata; Mammalia; Artiodactyla; Hippopotamidae
Gene: LASP1
Product: LIM and SH3 protein 1
Exons: 7
Coding region: 253-1032 (259 amino acids)
Cellular component (GO): focal adhesion
Molecular function (GO): actin filament binding
Source: RefSeq, a predicted model, not a curated record